AUGCCUCUGAUUAUAAUUUGCGGCACUCCUGUAAGUGGAAAAACCACUAGAGCCAGAGAAAUAAAAGAAUAUUUUGAGAAGACACAUAACAAACAAGUUGAUAUUAUAUCAGAGGAUGAAGCUAUAAUAAAGUUGGGUUAUGACAAGGAAUCAACAUACUUAGAUUCUCAAAAGGAAAAAAGGGUGCGUGGAUAUCUUAAGUCUGAAGUCAUACGACUUAUUAAUAAAGAUAACAUUGUUAUAUUGGACGGCAGUAACUAUAUCAAAGGCUAUAGGUAUGAGCUAUACUGUGCAUCAAAAGCAUCUAAGUCUACACAAUGUACUGUAUACACAAUACGGUUUCACCAGGACGCAUGGGAUGAUAAUCAGAAAAGGAUUAAAGCUAAGGAAGAGUUAAAUGGAAAUACUGAUUUACAUACCGAACCUUAUACUGAAGAGAUUUUUGAUGCUCUUACUAAAUUAAGGUUUGAAGAGCCAAACUCUAAUAGUAGAUGGGACAGUCCCCUGUUCACUGUUCAACCAUCUGAUAUAUUGGAUCUUGAAGCAAUAUACAAUGUACUUUAUAAACGGAAGCCUCCUCCACCCAACAUGAGCACACAGAAUCCACCACUAUCAUCAACAAACUUUUUAUACGAACUUGACAAUACUACACAAGCAAUAUCAAAACGGAUUCUUGAAGCAAAGGAAUUUGAUGCUUUUGAAGUGAAAUUUUCUGAAUAUCCUGGAUGUGUCCUUGAAGCAAACUUCCUACAAACAAUAAACCCACAAAGUCUGCUCAGAUUAAGACGGCAGUUCCUUACAUAUGCUAAAAUGAAUCAUUCAAAUGAAAAUUCUAAUAAGCUUGGUAGAUUUUUCAUUCAAUAUUUAAAUAAAUCUUUGAUGAAUUAA
Molecule: messenger RNA, 888 nt
Organism: Pieris macdunnoughi
Lineage: Eukaryota; Metazoa; Arthropoda; Insecta; Lepidoptera; Pieridae
Source: the annotation of a GenBank genome assembly